Molecule: messenger RNA, 1078 nt
Organism: Colletotrichum phormii
Lineage: Eukaryota; Fungi; Ascomycota; Sordariomycetes; Glomerellales; Glomerellaceae
Product: low affinity copper transporter
Exons: 2
Coding region: 217-723 (168 amino acids)
Biological process (GO): copper ion transmembrane transport
Cellular component (GO): plasma membrane
Molecular function (GO): copper ion transmembrane transporter activity
Source: RefSeq, a predicted model, not a curated record
GAAUUAGGCAGCUGUUUCGUUCUGUUGCGACCCUGUCGAAAGUAGCCUGCAGAGCUUCCCUCUUACGAUCGCAUCGGAGAUAACAAGAUGCUACGCUUAACUUGCAUCCUCAUUUCCAACUCGGAAUAACACGAGGUUGCAAUCUGCUCGCUUGAACACCUAUAAUUCUAGGAACAACGCUCUUCUUCAGAUUGAAAGCAGGAACAACUCGACACCAUGAAACACCGACUCGAUUCAGACCUCGCGAUGGACAUGCCCAACACCCAAUCUCAUUCUCACGGCAUCGAGCCCAUGCCGGUCGUCUUUCACACCAAGAUGGCAACAGCGUUGUUUUCUGAAGCGUGGACACCGCGGACGUCAGGACAGUACGCUGGUACUUGUCUCGCCCUCAUCGUUUUCACCAUAAUUCUGCGUACGAUGAUCGCCUUUAAACCCAUGUUGGAAGCGACGGUCUGGGGACGCGAGUCCCGAAAGAGCCACUCAAGAAGCGACGAGGAACUUGGGCAUGAAGAAAAGUCUUCUCCUCCUACACCAAAGUCAAUUCUUUUGAGAGUCGCGCUCGCUGCCUAUGAGGUCGUCAUCGCCCUUCUAGGGUACCUCUUGAUGCUGGCGGUGAUGUCUAUGAACCUGGGGUAUUUCUUGUCUAUACUUCUUGGUGUUUUUGUUGGAACACUCUGCUUGGGAGGCAUUGCGCGCAGCACAACAUUUGAUCAUUGUUCUUGAUACACAAGCAAGAAGUUGGUUGAGGUUUCUCGGAGGGGUUAGGGAUCUUCUUCUAGUCAUCACUGCGGGAAGCUUGAUACCUCUUUCUGUCAUCGCACAGAGGAGUCGGUCGUAGCCUGCAAGAGUUGUUCGCCAGUUGAUACAUAAGGUAAUGAAUGAUGAGUACUAGUCAAAAUUGCGAUGAAGUCUAGGCGGCCGGGUGUGUUGUCAAAAACCAAGUGAUUAGGGCCUUGAAUCUGUGGUGUCACGCGAAGUCAUGGACCAACCUUCACCAACAAGUUACAACGCGUCUCCGUUACCAUCUCGGAGAGAGAUCACACCGGAUCUAGCCAAAUACGCUCUAGUUGGUUAUACC